Messenger RNA from Xenopus tropicalis (tropical clawed frog), 1239 nucleotides. RefSeq names its product retinol binding protein 4 (gene rbp4). The coding region runs from base 44 to 643 and encodes 199 amino acids. Gene Ontology annotation, cellular component: extracellular region. The transcript is spliced from 6 exons. The record is from RefSeq and is marked provisional. Gene Ontology annotation, molecular function: retinol transmembrane transporter activity; retinoid binding. NCBI's taxonomy places the organism in Eukaryota, Metazoa, Chordata, Amphibia, Anura, Pipidae.
GGACAUCACUGGACUCACAUUUUAUUGAAUCGUGUGAAAGAAGAUGGCGAAAGUGGCGCUGGGGCUACUAAUUGCCUUGGGUUUCCUUGGCAGUUGUUUAGCGGACAGAGACUGUCGUGUGGAUACUUUCGAAGUCAUGAAAGAUUUUAACAAGGAAAGGUAUGCUGGAGUCUGGUAUGCUGUGGCCAAGAAGGAUCCAGAUGGACUUUUCCUACUUGACAACAUCGUUGCCAACUUUAAAUAUGACCCAAAUGACAAAAAAAUGACAGCAACAGCUAAAGGGAGAGUCCGAAUCUUAGAGAAACUGGAACUGUGUGCUAACAUGGUUGGCACAUUCAUAGAAACCAAAAACCCUGCUAAAUACAAGAUGAAGUAUCAUGGGGCUCUAGCCAUCCUUGAGAGAGGACUUGAUGACCAUUGGAUUGUGGAUACUGAUUACACUACUUAUGCAAUCACUUAUGCAUGCCGUCGCCGAAAUUUUGAUGGCACAUGCGACGACAGCUACUCCUUUGUAUUCUCCCGUAGUAAGGAUGGCCUGCCAUUAGAUGCACAGAGAAUUGUAAGGAAGAGGCAGGAGCAGUUGUGCUUGGAAAGGAAGUACAGAAGCGUCCCUCACAAUGGUUACUGUGAAACAGAACAAUAGAGGAGGUUUUACAAGAAUCCUGUUGAUGUAACGUUUACAGGCAGAAGCAACCACAUCUCAGUGCUCAUAUCAAUAAAAGUUUAACAACCUUGGUUUUAAAGGAAUAAAGAACAAUGAUGAUAGUACCAAUGUACAUAUGAUACCCAGUGCUCCAUUCUUUAACUAUUUAAUAGUACUUCUUCAAUGUAAACCUUCUUCUCCCAGCUGAUUUGUGUAUUCGGAUGAAAUACAUUUCUUUAAAAUCCUGUGUGUUGUGGUUUUGGUUUCAUGACUGAUACAUUAUAGGCAAGUCAUAUUUUUUAUGCACUACACUUCAUGCAUUUGUAUAUGCAGACAGGAUUUUCUAGCUGGCAGCCUGUCAUUUUUAGGUAGAAGUUCAAUUCAAGAGUUGUAUUAUUCCAACAUCCCUAACGUAGGUCCAGUGGCACUUGUUCUUCCACAGAUAUCAACAGCACAACUCCUAAGGGUAAGAGGCAAGCAGAAAUGCAAUAACUUGAGAAUGUAAGUGUUAAUGAGUUGCCUUAGAAUAGCAUCUGUUUAAAAAUAAAAAAAAAAUUGUACACCCUUUUCAAUAAAUAUGGUCAAUCUAUACCUUG